AUGAAAUCUGCUCAAGUAAGUGCCUUUGGGACUCUGUUUGUCAGCAGUCUGCUGCUCCUGGUGCUGCCGGUACAGUCGGCCCCCGGUAAGCUGAACGGUCGAGUGGUGGGUGGCGAGGAUGCGGCCAAGGCCCAGUUCCCCCACCAAGUGUCCCUGCGGAACGGGGGUUCCCACAGUUGUGGCGGUUCGAUCUUGUCCAGGAACUACAUCCUGACCGCCGCCCAUUGUGUGACCAACGAGGAUGCGAGUGGCAACCACAUUCCCAUUGCCGCGGAGCGUUUCACCAUUCGAGCUGGCACCAAUGAUCGUUUCAGUGGCGGAGUCUUGGCCCAGGUGGCCCAAGUGAUUGUCCACGAGGAGUACGGCAGUUUCCUCAACGACGUGGCCCUGCUCCGACUGGAGUCCCCGCUGAUCCUGUCCAGCAGCAUCCAGCCCAUCAGUCUGCCCACCGCGGAUACGCCAGCGGAUGCGGACAUCAUCAUUUCCGGCUGGGGCAGGAUCAAGCACCAGGGUGAUCUGCCGCGAUACCUGCAGUACAACACCUUGCGGUCGAUUUCCCUGGACAGGUGCGACGAGCUGAUCGGCUGGGGAGUCCAGAGCGAACUGUGCCUUAUCCACGAGGCGAACAAUGGGGCAUGCAACGGCGAUUCCGGUGGUCCGGCCACCUACAACAACCAGCUGGUGGGCGUGGCCGGGUUCGUGUGGUCCGCCUGUGGCACCAGCUAUCCGGACGGAUAUGCCAGGGUGCACUUCCACAAUGAUUGGAUCAGGAAGAACUCGGACCUGUAGAGCAUGUCAUUUGUUUAACAACUAUAGCCAUAAUCGUUUGAUUAAACAACACCAGUUAAAACCAGAAUUCCGAAUAAAAAACCCUGAGGAACUGUAUCAUAUAGUUAUCCUAUCCGA
Messenger RNA from Drosophila rhopaloa, 906 nucleotides. RefSeq names its product serine protease SP24D. The transcript has a single exon. Bases 1 to 789 code for a protein of 262 amino acids. NCBI's taxonomy places the organism in Eukaryota, Metazoa, Arthropoda, Insecta, Diptera, Drosophilidae. Gene Ontology annotation, biological process: proteolysis. Gene Ontology annotation, molecular function: serine-type endopeptidase activity. The record is from RefSeq and is a predicted model, not a curated record.